Messenger RNA from Trematomus bernacchii (emerald rockcod), 1335 nucleotides. It is a transcript of the gene hsf2bp, whose product is annotated as heat shock transcription factor 2 binding protein. The coding region runs from base 102 to 1169 and encodes 355 amino acids. The transcript is spliced from 9 exons. Gene Ontology annotation, cellular component: cytosol. Lineage: Eukaryota; Metazoa; Chordata; Actinopteri; Perciformes; Nototheniidae. The record is from RefSeq and is a predicted model, not a curated record.
CACAAAACCCGGACUGGAGUCUGACAGUGUGACGGAGAAUACGGAGGCAUCUGAUGGAAAAGUGAACAGCAGAAGUAAAAGAAGAAAACACCAACCACAAGAUGGCGUCAUCAUUGGGCGGGAAAUCUCUGAGUCAUGGCGCAAAGAAAAAUUCGAGGAAACAGGAUGGUUUUGUCAGAGUGAGGAAAAGUGAUUUAGAGAAGUUAACCACAGAAGUGAUGCAGCUGAGGGAGUUCCUGCCCAGAGUUCUGAACAGGGACCUGAUUGAGAUGCUGCAUAAAGCUCGAACAGUUCAAACAAUGAAGGAGCACCUUGUGCAGGAGCAGGACCAGCUGCAGCAGGACUGUGUGCACCUUCAGGCCCGGUUGGAGGCAGGGCAGACUGAAUGUCAGAAAGAGAGAGAGGAGAAGCUGCUGUUGAGGGAGCAGCUGUGGCAGGGUGGAGCAGAGCUGCAGCAGCAGGCAGACUUCUGCUCUGCUCUGGGAUCAGCAGCCUGCAGUCUGCUGUGGAGCUGCUCAUCCAGAGAGGACACGGUCACACGCUGGCUGGCUGAUAGGAAGCUGCAGUCCUUCCUGGCUGUAGCUGCUCAGACUCUGGAGAGCUUCGUCAGGUCUCUUGACGAGGAGGAGAAAACUCAGACUGAGGACCACAACUCCCAUGAGCACCAGUUUGUGCUGGCUCUGGCUGGAACUAUUACUAACAUCGCAGCAGUGACGUGUGGGCGGGACUUCCUUUCCACCUCGGCUCAGGACCUGCUGGACACUCUGAUGAAGAUGCUGGAGCUGAUGAAGCCCGGGGUCUUCCCCAAACUCAAAGUGCUGAUGCUGAUGGCGCUGUAUAAUGUCAGCAUCAGUGUGAGGGGAUUGAAGUGCAUCAGUGAGAACUCUGGACUCCUGCCGCUCAUCUGCACCCUGCUGGACGACGGAGACUGGGAGGUGUGCCUCCACUCUGUGCGGCUCCUGCAGUCGGUGCUGCUGGAGGAGGAAGUGCUUCUCCUUCUGGGCCCCCCCCUGCUGGACCCCCGGCUGCAGGCUGCUGUGAGCCGGCUGACCUCCAGCCUGCAGCCGGGCCUCAGACUGGCCGCCCAGCAGACCCUGGAGGACCUGCAGACCCUCCAACAGAGUCGGGGAGGUAAGCAGAGCAGUAUCUUCAGUCCUCCUGCUGUCUGACUGCCCUUCGUCUCACACUAUAUCUGUCUGUCUGUGCAAAUUCAGGUUUUUAUUGUAUAAUCAUUAUUUAAGUAUAUUUUACUUGCACUGUUCUCGUUAAUCUUUCCGUUUUGAUCAUUAUUGUGUCUUUGUUGGUUGUUACCUGUUUAAUAUUUGUUAAGGUUGA